AUGUAUAAAUUAUCGACUCCUACUUCACCAACCUUAUCCGCAAGGACGGUAAAUUCCAUAGCUCAUUCGGCACGAACCACUGAGCCAAUCCCAGAACCAACAAUUAUACUUUCCCGCACUGACAUACGUGCUUCAUUUGAAGCUUAUGAACAACUAUUAAGUUCUGCAAAGAUAUACCGCAAUCAAAUGAUAGCGCUAGCACAAGCUGCUGCUGGUUUUGGUCAAUCAUUAGAAAGGUUAGCUCGUUGCAAAGGUGCAUUUGACGCUGGUCCCGCCUUACAAGCUGCAGCUGGUUUGCACUAUUUAAUGUCAAAUCAUCAACAACUCUUGAGUGAUGCAUUUUACAAAAAGUUUGAGAUUCCUUUGUUAGAAAAUCUUGAUGUUCAUAAAGCAACAGUUCUUGCAAGUGAGGAGUCUUAUGAUAAGUCAUUAUCGGAAAUGAGUAAACGUAUCAAAGAAACUGAAGCUGAGAAUUUACGUUGCGGUCGUAAACGUCAAAGAGACCUUUCCCAAUUUCGUAGGGCACUUCAAGAUUUGACUCGACAAGUAGAAGAUCUAGAUAGAUUAAAAACAGAUUAUUAUAGACAAACCUUGGAUACAGAGCAAAAUAACCUCAAUUUUAUUCUUUCCAAAGUUUCAACAGUUGUUAGGGCUGAAGUAGAUAUUUAUGAAAGAAUUUCCAAUAAGGGUGUUGCAGACCCAAUAUUAGAAGAUAUGACAACACAAGGACCUGAUCCUUUUUGUGCAUAUCAGAAUGCAAAUGAAUCUUCAGAGAUUUUCAGUGUUCUCCCUCCAAUUCAAAUUGCUAAUCCAAUCACUGAAUUCUCUAGUGCAACCGCAUCGUUAAUAACAGAUAUGUCUGUCGAGGACAAUUAUAGUAAAGGUGAUCGACAACCAUUAACAAAAAAGUUGGAUGAACAUAAUGAUUUAAACAAUGAUGACGAAAUACCUCAUGAUGAAUCUUUGCAUAAUGAGAACCCUCACGGUGAAGAUAAUGAUCAAUUUAAUAGUGAGUAUUCAUUACCACUUAAAUUUCAUCGUUCCAAUAAUGCAGCAACUUUUAGUCAAAUGCAACUUUUAGUUUGGUCAGACACUUCUUCAAUAGGUCGUCAUUUCAAUCCUUCUCUCAACUCCACUUUUCAUAUUUCAGAUGAUGCCGAAAUAUUACAUAAUAAAGAGUUUACAUAUGAAGCGGAAGACUUUGGGUCUGAUAAUAGUUUUGUAAACAAUUAUCCUAAACGUGAAAACAUGAAUAUUACUCAAAAUUUGGAAUUUUCACGAACAGAUGAUGAAUCCACAUUAUCAAAUACUAAUUCAGCAUAA
Messenger RNA from Cetraspora pellucida, 1323 nucleotides. NCBI's taxonomy places the organism in Eukaryota, Fungi, Glomeromycota, Glomeromycetes, Diversisporales, Gigasporaceae. The record is from the annotation of a GenBank genome assembly.